Didymodactylos carnosus is the source of this 934-nucleotide messenger RNA. Lineage: Eukaryota; Metazoa; Rotifera; Eurotatoria; Philodinida; Philodinidae. The record is from the annotation of a GenBank genome assembly.
AAACUAAAAACUAAAAGUUAGAUACUGAAUACUGAAUACUAAAAACUAAAAACUAAAAGCUAUGAAUUGGCGCGCUGCGGGUUAGUACACAGUCAAUCCGCCGUGUGUUACGUAUGAUCAUGAUGUGAGUUUUUGAUGCUUAUAUUUCUGUCGCAGAUAACACUAAAAUGUCUUUUUGCACUUUAGUUUGGUAGAGCAAACAUUUUUCUACAAAAUGAGAUAUUCGGCAACUCUAAGUGCGUUUUGAAAUCUGAUUCGGAACGGCUUUGCUGGAUGCCCUAAUGUCGAUUGUUAAUCGGUACAUGUCUAAUCCCGAUCGGGAUAUGCUUCUUCACGUUUUUAUGAAGGUAAAUGCUAUUAAGGUUAAAAAGUUGGAAUCCAGUGUAUUGCGAACCCAAUAUUACUCAAUAUUAUUGUACAAUAUUAUUGAGUGACCAAUAUUAUUGGUCCCAACAGAUUGGUAUGAAUGGUCAAAAUGAAGUAAUUAAUGUUUUAAUAGCAACUAAAUAUCAGCCCAUCAUUGAUAUUAUCAAAUCAUGCGUGAAUCAGUUUUCAAAUAACUUGCAAUUUAACUAUGUUAAUCCGAAUGACAUACCACAAUUACAUCAAUAUUUUCGAAGUGCUCAUAUUAUUUUUGGUGAACCAUUAACAUUUAUACCUUUUAUAAAUCAAUAUUUUACAACAAAUUUAAAAUGGCUCCAAUCAACGUAUGCUGGUGUUGAUACCAUUGUGAAAAAAUCAAAAAAUAAUAACUACAUUGUAACACGAGCUCCUGUUUAUGGUCAACAGAUGUCUGAAUAUUGUCUAGGUCACAUUAUUUCGCAUGAACGACAUUUUCCUUUAUUACGUGAAGCACAAUUGAAUAAACAAUGGCUAACAUGUUCUUAUCGAUUGCUAUCCAGUUUACGUGUUGGUAUAAUGGGUGCAAGUGGUG